Molecule: messenger RNA, 2637 nt
Organism: Prorocentrum cordatum
Lineage: Eukaryota; Dinophyceae; Prorocentrales; Prorocentraceae
Source: the annotation of a GenBank genome assembly
AUGUUCCAGAAAAAAGGCGUUCGUAUAGACGGCCGCGCACACGGGACGUUCUUCGCUCCAGGAGCACAGACGUAUUUCGGCGAAUAUGUGAUCUCGUUCGCAGUGGCUACCGACUGGUUGGAGGGCCUCGAGCUCAUUAAGGAAUACGUUGAUUCAGGGAAUUCUGCACACGGCGGCACACGGUUCUCUGAGAUUUUGAGUCUGGAGGAUUCUUGGGGUAACACGGCCCUUCAUUUGGCGGUGUUGAACAAGAGAAGGAGGACGUACACGUGGUUGAGGAAGCAUGGAAACAUCGGUGCCAUCACUCAGCAAAAUUGCCUUGGGCUCACUGCUAUCUCGCUGGCCGCAGUGGUCAACGAUGCAGCCACAUUUGAGCACGUCCUCUGUGAUAUGUAUCAGGUCAAAUGGAAUUUCGGCCAUGUUACAUGCUUCAGACUUCCGCUCGAACAGAUCGAGACUGUUGAAACUGCCUCUCUUUAUGAAAGCUCUGGUAGAAAUUUAGACUCGAUGGCAUGUCAAGGCCCAGUAACAAGUAGUUCCAUUAACAGUGGCAAGACAUACCGCUCCGUCAUCGAACUCAUUCUCAUGCAGCGGUCUGAACAUGUUGUAAUGAAUCCGCUAAUAAUGGAGAUUCUGCAUAUGAAAUGGGAAAGAUUUGGCCGAUGGAUGUUCGCGGGUAGUUGUGCCGUUCAAAUUGGCUAUUUGGCCACAUUGGUUUUGUUGGCGAACGAGUAUCAUCAUAGUGUUGGGAAAAGAACUACGUUUUUGAACACUCUUGAGCUCUUGACCUUGGUAUUCACGCUUGUCAACUGGGCCGCAAUGGUGCUGGACAUCAUCGCAGGAGUUUCGGCGCUGUCUACCAAGCUUGCGCUGGUGUCUGCUGAGAGUGCAGCGGUGAUCAGGCCAUCCACCAGAAGUGACAGAAAAAGUACGAUUGGUGAUACGGAGUGGGCGGAGAUGCAAAGUGGUGGUAGGAGCAUGACAGGGCACCCAUUGCGACGCGACGUGUUCCCAGUGUCAGUAUACGACUACCUCGCUUGGCUGGGUCAGUUCUUUAUCACAGUUCAUUCAAUCAUCUACGCGGUCGAGCCGACAGGAGUUUCAGACACGGGCACGGCUAUGCUCUCGGUCGGGAUAGUGCUGGUGUGGCAGUCCUCAAUGCAUUUGUGCCUUGCUUUCAAGCACUUUGGAACCUUAGUCAUAGUCAUCAUGAGGGUGCUGAGGAAAGACAUUCCAAGUUUCUUCCUGUUCCUAUUCAUCAGUUGUGCAGGUUUCUCGCAGGGGCUUCGGCUGCUCAAUGUGCCAGGUGCCGAUACCGACUUCAAUAGUUUCGUGCAGGGCAUAAUCACGAUGUUCCGGGUGUUGCUGGGGGAGAAGCCUCUGUGGACGAAAAAUCCUUCCAUCGAGGACAUGGGAGUGUUGGGAUGGAUUGGCGCACUUUAUUAUGUCCUUUUCUCGGCAUCGACAACCAUUGUCUUGUUGCGCUUGAUGAUAUCCAUGUUCAACGAAACCUACGGUGGUGUCAGGAAGCAUGCCGAGCAGGAGUAUCGGCUGACGUGGGGGCAGAUGAUCCUCCGGACGGAGCGGCGCCUGAAGUUGUUGGUGCCCAGGCGGUGGCAUCACCACAUGAGCAUGGACGACCCUACCGAGGACAGCUGCUCUUACGUCUUCCAGCGAGUCGACCACGCGAAGUUCGAUUCCGAGAGCGUGGACGGAAUGGUGGCGGCCGUGGCGCUCCCCAGGGAGCACCCCGCGGGCGACGCCGCGACGAUGGGCGCUCUGCUCGCCGCGCUCAAGAGGCAGGAGCUGGAGCUGCAGAGGCUGCGGGGCCAGCCCGGGGCGGAGUCCAGCCCCGUGGAGCCCGCGGCGGAGCUGGGCCCCGAGUGCCCCCCGCUGGAGCUCGAGGAGCAGACGUUCCUCCGGGGCCCGCCGGGCGUGCCGCCGGAGCCCAGCGUGGACCUGCCGGGGGCCGCGCCCUCCGAGUGUGGCCUCGGCUUCACCGGCGUCUUCGGCGCAGCGCCGCGCGGGCGCGGAGGUGCAGGGGCAGCGCGCGCUGAUGCCGACGACUGGGGCCGGAAUUGCGACAUGUUCACGGGCGCGGGAGAAGGAGAUGGCGACAAGAGCCUAGGGGGGAUGCAGGACGUCGCGACCUACAACGCGCUGAUCAGCGCGUGCGAGAGGUGCGGCGAGGCCGACACUGCGCUCGCCCUCUUCGGGGCCAUGAAGGCGAGCCACAUCGCCCCGACCGAGGCCACGUACGUCGCGCUCGUCGCCGCCUGCGGCGAGGGCGGCCGCCGGGAGCGGGCCGCGGAGCUGGCGGAGGAGCUGCAGCGGCUCCGCGGGGCGCGCGGGGCGCCGCGGCAGGAGGCGGCGCGUGAGGCCGCUCCAGCGGCCGCUGGCCACAGUGCCAGCGCAGGCGCGGCUCCGGCCGAGCCCGGGGCGGACGCGCCCCGGGAGCCGACGGUGCACAUUGUCAGGGACCCCCCGCGCCGCGCCUGCGCACACGCCGCCGCUGGCAAGGCCGCCGAGGCCGCCCCGCGCAGCCCGUGGAGCAGCCCCUGCAAUGUGCUCGUGCUCCUCCUGACCGUCGGCCUCAGCAUGUCGCAGGUGAUGCUCGCCACGAGCUCGCAGCGGUGA